AUGAGUAGUACUGAUAUAUUACAACAUUUGCGAGAAACAACCGUUAACAAGGAGCCUAUAACGCUACUUAAAAGUGAUGGAGAUAAUCAAAAUGCAACAGAAUCAAUAAAAGACGCUACACAUGUAAAGUUUGGAGUUUCAGAAGAUGUAUACCCGUUAGAUAAAGUUACUAUCUUCUACAAUGAAGAUAAACCACAAACGUUAAGGGCGGUGAUAUUUUGUUGGUUACACGAUAAGUCAUCAAUUGUCGACUAUAAGAAUGAAUGUUUAGACUACGGCAUUGCAGACUUCAAAUUCUUGGUAAAAACCGAAUUAACCACAUGGUUGAAUGGUAAUUCAGAUACAUGUACUUUCAUUAGGAACGAAGGGACUAACAAAAGCACCGGUGCUAGUUCGGCUUCUAAUGUUGGUAAUGCAACUAAGGGCGAAUCCGUCGAUAGCAAAAAGCACAAAUUAGACGACCCUCAGAUUGAGCGGAUCUCACAACACGAAAAGGAGUCUAUAGACCAUAACGCUGCGUUAAGAGGAUCCAAAAAUAUCGACUUUGGGUACCUAGUAUCAGAUGCAAAGAAAUUUAUUAGCCAGUUGAAACGUGCCAAACCAUCGUCAUCAUCCACCCAAAACGGCUCGAAAUCUAACGGCCCAAGCGCUCCAAAGAAACAGCCAAUCAUUAUUGUUUCUCCAGCCAGUACUUCUUUAAUAGCAUUGAAUAACAUCAAAGAAUUCCUCGAAGAUAGCAAAUUUGUCGAGCCAAGUGUGACAACAAACAAAAAGCCAGCAAACGGUAUUGUGACUAUUCAUCAUAAUUUUGAAAGAUUAAUAUCUUCCGCUCAGAAUAUUAUGGUAGUUGAUAAUGUCGAUAUGUUCACUAAACCAGAAUACUGGGACCGUGUAGUAGCAAUUUUCACAACUGGUCAAACUUGGCAAUUCGCUAAAUAUAAAUACUCAAAGCCUGAACACUUAUUUCAAAGAUACGCCGGUUUUUACGUCAGUUACCAUGGGGAUGUUACUCCUAAACAGAUUAAAGAUUGGAAUGUGACUGAAUUAAAGGUUGAUAGAAGUGAUAAGAGAUUUAGAGACAAAAUGGUAGUGAGAGACUUUUGGGCAGAUAUUGAAAAGGUCUUGAUCGCCAAGGGAUACGGUAAGCAAUAA
Messenger RNA from Debaryomyces fabryi, 1152 nucleotides. It is a transcript of the gene CDC73, whose product is annotated as Cdc73p. The transcript has a single exon. Gene Ontology annotation, biological process: positive regulation of transcription elongation by RNA polymerase II; transcription elongation by RNA polymerase II. Lineage: Eukaryota; Fungi; Ascomycota; Pichiomycetes; Serinales; Debaryomycetaceae. The coding region runs from base 1 to 1152 and encodes 383 amino acids. Gene Ontology annotation, molecular function: RNA polymerase II complex binding. Gene Ontology annotation, cellular component: Cdc73/Paf1 complex. The record is from RefSeq and is a predicted model, not a curated record.